Molecule: messenger RNA, 5549 nt
Organism: Myxocyprinus asiaticus (Chinese sucker)
Lineage: Eukaryota; Metazoa; Chordata; Actinopteri; Cypriniformes; Catostomidae
Product: zinc finger protein ZFPM1-like
Exons: 8
Coding region: 1737-5030 (1097 amino acids)
Biological process (GO): negative regulation of transcription by RNA polymerase II; heart development; positive regulation of transcription by RNA polymerase II
Cellular component (GO): nucleus
Molecular function (GO): RNA polymerase II-specific DNA-binding transcription factor binding
Source: RefSeq, a predicted model, not a curated record
CCCCCCCCCAGUUCUGAUACCUGCCGUCUUUGCUCAGAUGAUACGGGAGAUUAUAUUGAUAAUAUUAAAUGCAAUAACUGUGGCUCCAGCUCCUCUCCCCGCGCUGAGCGCUGCAGGAUAAAAAUCAAUGUGCCAUUCAAUGUGAUUUAUAGCUGAAAAUAAUAGGGCUUCUUUGGCAGGAAGGGGGGCGCAUAACAGGACGGCAUGCACUGGGACAGACCGAGAAUGAUCGAGAAUGGCGGUUUGGCCUAGGUGGAAGUGGAGCUGAUGAUUGGGGCAAUUGCUUGUGUGAUUUAUUAGAUGAUGAAGAUCUAAUCUCCAACCUGUUACAUUAAUAACAGCAGCUCUGACUGCGUCAUGUGGACGGACAUUUAUUGCCGGUAUCGAUCGGCAGCUAUCACUGUUUAUCGCCACGGGAAUGCAAGGGUAAACAUGCCCUUUGUGAACCACAGAUGAGCUGUAAUCAAGGUGGGGUGAUGGGGAAGGGGAGAAGGCAGAUAGAAAAGUGUAGGAGUAGGGGCAUGAAGAGGAACCACUCCUGCCAUUCCAUCUUAAAGGGAUAGUUCACCCAAAAAUGAAAAUUCUGUCAUUAUUUACAUACUAACUCACUUCUAUACUCACUGUGUGGAAAAAAGAUGCAAUAAAAGUGAAUGGUGACUGAGGCCAACAAUAUCCCUAACAUCUCCUUUUGUGUUCACUGGAUUAAAGAAAGUCAUAUCAGUUUGGAACAACAAAAUGUUUCAUAUUUAGGUGAAUUAUUCCUUUAAAAAAAAGUCAUGUCAUUUCACCCAUGUACAUGCUACAGUGUCAGAGAUAACGAGACACGGCUAUCAGCAAGGUGAUCACUUUGAUCAAAGGGAAUUACUAAUCACUGGCAUCAAUGCCUGGGAUAUCUGUACUCUGUCUUUCACACUGAUGAAACAGAUCGGCCUUAAUAAAAGGAAGAUGCUCACCGUCUGUUGGCAGCGGUUUUCGUUUCCAAUUCUCGCUUGGUAAAUCAAAGGGAGGGGAGGGGAGUGGGGGGGAGACACAAAAACCACCCCUGUUUGGUGAGAAUUACAUAGACUGAUUGAAUUGAAGAACCUAAACAUGAAACAUAGCGAUGUUAUGUGGCAAUGUGACAUGAAAAUAAUAGAAACAUUUAACGUUAUAUAAAAUAUGUGAGGUCAUAUAAUAAUGUAAAGUUAGCCUGUCAUUAUCUCAAAUUGAACACUGACAGAGUAAUAAAACCUCUCAAUGACAUUACAUUAUUUUGUGAUAAUGACUGGCUGACUGUACAUUUUUCUGCUUAUUAAACAGCUAUUUUAUAAAUAAAUAAAUACAACCUCAAUUCUGAAAAAGUUGGGACAGUAUAAAAAAUGCUAAUAAAAACAAAAAAUGAGUGAUUUGUAAAUUAUAUUCAGCCUUUGCUAAAUUGAAAGCACUACAACUAAACAAUAUAUGAUGUUUUACCUUGUGAAUUUCAUUGUUUUUUUUAUGUACAGUAAUUUCAAAUCAGAUGAUUGCAACACACCAAAAAAGUUGAGACGGGGCAAUUUAAGACGAAUAACAGUUUGACGAGUUAAAAUAACAAGGCAAUGUGAAACAGAUGUUAAACAGAACCAAGAACGCACGAGUCCCUGGCAUGGCAGGACGAGGCUGAGGAAGAUGAGAAAGGACUGAAUCGCUGUUCUGAACAUGAGGAGGAGGAGGAAGAUGGAGAAGGGGAACCCAAGUGGAAUGGCCCAGAUAAUCUGAUGCUGAGUGGGAGUGCUGAUGACUUCAAGGUCCUGGCCCUCAGGGACCUGUCGGCUGACACUGUGUGGGGUCCAUUUUCUGGCAGCAUCCAAUCAGAGGAGUCCAACAAUGGACUUGCCAGUGAGAGCCCCGUAAUGUCUCUUGAAUGUGAAGAAGCAGACUGCUGGCUCAGAAAGGUUCCUGUGACCUCUUGUGCCACAGACUCAAACUGCACCAUCUACAGUCAAGAAGGAGCAUUAUUCUGUAAGCUCACACAGGAGUUGUCUGGUGGAGAUUCACUUCUGGCAACACUGUCCUCCUCCACCGUGGAUCAGUCGAUGGAGACUCAGACCCCCAGUGUGCUUGUGAAGGAGGAGCCUGCGUACACUGCUGCUCUGCACUCUGAGAUCCAGCUCCUCCCACAACAGGCUGGCAUGGCUGCCAUCUUAGCAACUGCUGUCGUUAAUAAAGACAUUUUCCCAUGCAAAGACUGUGGGAUCUGGUACAGAAGUGAGCGAAAUCUCCAGGCCCAUCUUAUGUACUAUUGUGCGAGCCGACAGAAGCAGCAGACCCCAGCCUCUCCUCCACAGGACAAGCCCAAAGACUUGUACCCUAACGAGAGGCUCUGUCCCUUUCCACAUUGCAGCAAAAGUUGCCCCAGUGCAAGCUCUCUGGAGAUCCACAUGAGAACACAUAGUGGAGAGCGUCCAUUUGUGUGUUUGAUUUGCCUGUCAGCUUUCACCACUAAGGCAAACUGUGAGCGACACUUAAAAGUGCACACAGACUCACUCAGUGGUGUGUGUCAUGGCUGUGGGUUCAUUUCCACAACGAAAGACAUCCUGUACAGCCACCUGGUCACCAGUCACAUGGUUUGCCAACCUGGCUCUCGCAGUGAAGUGUACUCACCCAAACUCGCUCUGGCUACAGGCUUGAGUCCAGGAGACUCUGGCAUUGUUCUGAAAUGUCAAGUGUGUGGCUACUCCGCAGAUACACCUACCCUACUCCAGCAGCAUGUCCACACACACCUGCAAGUGAGGGUUCCAGCAGAGAGGAGCCCUACACCUCGCCAGAGCAGUCCUUCAUCCACUGAGCUCCUGGAGAUGCAAGACAGAGAGCCUGCUGCCUGUGUGCCCAGACCUGACUCUUCCAGUCCUGGUGCCAAUGGCAGCUCAGCCACCUCUCAUGGCUGCAGUCCCCCUACCCCACUAAACAUCAAAGAGGAGCCACGCUCAGACAAUGAAAAUGACUCCAAGGAGGAAGAAGAACAGGUGGGUAGCCUUCAAGGAAAUGCAGUGGAGGCAAGCUCAUCUCAGUCCACUUCACCUAGAAGCCCCUCGGCGGUGGCAGUUAAGGAAGAGCCGACCAGUCCCACCCCAGGUUCCAGCCCUGUACACACAGGAACAGGGGGUUCGGUUCUUCCUGGAGGUGCUUUGUUCUUGCCGCAGUACAUGUUCAAUUCUGAGGCAGCCAUAAUGCCACAAGCAUCUGAAAUCCUGGCUAAGAUGUCUGAGAUGGUUCACAGUAGGCUUAAACAGGGACAGGGACCAGCAGCUGGACAGCAGGGCUUCUACCCGCCUGGUUCUCCUGCCAGUGUUCCCAAGGGAGCAUCUUGCUUAGAAUGUGACAUUACCUUCAAUAACAUCAAUAACUUCUAUGUUCAUAAAAGGCUUUACUGCUCUAGCAGGCAUCAGCAAGGUGAGGUAGCAGGCCUGUUGAAGGAAGGGGCAUCUGCUGCAGCUGCGCCCCCCGUUGCCCAUGCUGCUUCACCAAAAGCCAGGCCAGUAAGCCGUGCAGCCUCUGACUCUCCUAACUACUCCGAUCCUGCAACAGGAAGCACGGCCUCAGAGCCCAAGUUAGUGGAAGUAAAAAGUGAGGAUCCAGGGCUGAAGGAUACCACUUGCUCCUCUUCCUCAGAGGGAGAGGGGGCUGGGGGAGGACAAGCCAGCGAGGGUAGCCAGAGUCCUAGUGGUUCUGCUGAAGACACAGAUGAUGAUCCCACUCGUACCUUCUGCCAGGCCUGCAAUAUCCGCUUCAGCCGUCACGAUAACUACAUUGUGCACAAGCGGUUCUACUGUGCUUCGAGACAUGACCCCACUAACCAGCGCCCUCAUUCUGGCAAGGCCGCCUUCUUGCCCCAACCCAUCCGCACUCGCAAACGCAAAAAAAUGUAUGAGAUCCACAUGGCUCAAAGUGAGGCUCUUGCUAAUGCUACCGCUUUAAAGUCAGCAACAAGUCUGGGUGUGAAGCAGGAGGGCACUGGUGGCCUUUCCGUUCCUUCGCUGUCCCAGGUGUCCACUCUAACCCAUGGCUCCAGUCCUGAAGGCGAUGGCCCCAUUGACUUAAGCAAAAAACCACGACUGAGAGAGAACCAGAGAGGAAGCAGCAUUGCCGCUCUGCCCCUCACCGACUACCACAAGUGCACCGCCUGCAGCAUUAGCUUCAACAGCAUUGAGAACUACUUGGCCCACAAGACGUACUACUGCCCUGCAACUACCCUGCAGCCUCAUACGCUGGAACAUCUGAACCGGCUGAAGAGACCUGCCUCCACUUCACCCAAGAACCGAGCCAUGGACCUGCACCCUGACACAAAGGGGCUUCAGACUGGUAAAACUGCAGCAGUCACACACCCUUCUGCCUUACCCGGCCCAGAGUCAAACCCUCCAAAUUCUGCACUUGGAGCAAAGACCCCCAGCACCUCCCCAGUGGUGUGUCCCUACUGUCCUCCCAAUAGACCGCUGACCUGUGGUCUGAUGGAGCAUUUCAAAACAGUUCAUGGUCUUGUGCUCGCACUACAGCAACAUCCUGAGACACAGUCAGCUGGAGUCAGUCCCAGUCCUAGCCUUAGCCCACGUGAUGGAGCCCCGCUCACCCCUCCUAAACCGAGCCCCUAUCCACGUAGGGACAGUGUCAAUGGCCAGAGUAUCAAGUUGGAGGCAACCUCUCCAUCCUCACCUGUGCUCAAUGGAAGCCCACUAGAACCCCAGUCUGUAGGGGCUGGUUCUCCAAAAACUGCACCCCCUGCCAUCUCCCCCACAGGAGUUUCUCUAACUGUGUCACCUGUGCCUGAAGCAGUAAGAGAGGUGGGGCAGAUGGGCCACACCCCCAUGCCCUCACCCCUCCCUGAAAAAGUGACUCUUUCUCUAAGCCAUGCCCACCCAGCUCCAGCCAUGCCCAAAACUCCCCUCGCCUCUCCUUUGCAGAACGGGAACAUGCGUUAUUGCCGACUGUGCAACAUCAAAUUUAGCAGCCUCUCCACCUUCAUAGCACACAAAAAAUACUACUGUUCUUCCCACAGUGCCGAACAUGUCAAGUGAACCCUUUAUCUAGUAAAUUCUGCCAUUCCUCUCAUGCAUAGAAGUGCCAACCAUGGCACUGCCCAACCUGAUCUGGACAGAGUAUGCUCGCGGGACUGUUACUAGCCAGACACGGAGGGUCUCCGUGGCGACCCCAUUGUUUCUGGUGUUGUUACUAUGGUAACUUAUUACAUGUUAUGGGUCAAGUUUGUAAUACACUAAGAGAUGAGACUACCUGCACAUAAGAAUGUGCCCAACUGACCUAUUUCCAUAUCCCUGCAAAGUUCUCCUUUCACCACUGAGUUUUACAAUGCAUAUGACGGAACCUAAGUAUUUAGCAUUUUUCCCUUUAAUUAGCUUUGAAAAUGCUGUUUAAAACACACCUGUGUAUGACGUUUAAUCAUCAAUGGGAUUGAAUAUGGUAAAAGAUUGUUCACCUGAGACAUUCUGUUUUAAAUCACUGAUUUGGGGUAAAUAGCAGAGAUCGCUGUAAACCUGACCUGCGUAACCUGAAUUUUUUUUUUUUUUUUCUUUUUUGUU